AUGGCCACGCCGAACCCGCUCGAGGGCACCCACCGCGCCACCCCGCCGCCCCGCGUCUCGCAGAAGACUUUCCACAUUGCGGGAAUCCUCACAACCGUCCACGGGCUUGAUGAGCUGUCAUCGCCCUCGCAGCCCGUCGCCUGUCUGUGGCUGCUGAAUCCACGCCUUCAGACACAAGAAUGCAUGGCGCCAAUUGCCGCACAGGCAAUCACGGCCUGGAACAAGCGUCUGCAGAGCGGAGGGGGUGGUGCGGGGCAGGCCAAAGGCCUGAUAGCCGUGAGCUUCGACCAGCGCAACCACGGUACCAGAAAGGUCGACGCCCUUUCAAACGAGGCUUGGCGCAGCGGCAACCCGCGUCAUGCCCAGGAUAUGUUCUCCAUCUAUCAUGGCACGGCUAACGACACUUCCCUGCUUUUGACCUACCUUGCUGCUUACAUCGAACCUGAAAUAACUCAAAAUCUCGUUCUCGGCAUCUCGUUGGGCGGCCAUGCCACCUGGCUGGUCGCUCUCCACGACCCUCGCAUCACCACAGCCGUGUCUAUCAUUGGGUGCCCGGACUACACAUCUCUGAUGGUUCAGAGGGCAGAAAAGUCAAAGCUGCAGACCUGGACUUCCAGUGAGCCUCCGGGCUCGCGUUUCAUUGGCUCGGCCGACUUCCCUCGGGCGCUUGUAGAAGCUGUCGCCCUGUACGACCCUGCAGGCUUACUGAUGGGCGGCAUCGCGAAUCCAGAUGCCUUGACUGCUGCCGAGAAGCAAGAGCUCGGAUCAAAAUUGAAUAGCCGACUUAGGGGGAAGCGGAUACUGAACCUUUCCGGCGGUGCCGAUAAGCUCGUUCCUUACGCUUGUGGCGAAAAGUUCUUGAAAUUUUUGAAGAAAUUCGUCAAAGAAGAAGCGCCUGCUUUAGGAUUGGAACUAGAGGAUCUCAUCUUCAAUGGUGUUGGGCAUGAGACGACGCCUGCGAUGGCUGAGCGUGCGGUGAACUUCAUCUGCGACAGCAUUGCAUCGGAGAAACCCUCAUCAUCUUCGGUCCGAGAGUCGAAGAUCUGA
Lasiodiplodia theobromae is the source of this 1047-nucleotide messenger RNA. RefSeq lists its product as uncharacterized. The coding region runs from base 1 to 1047 and encodes 348 amino acids. Lineage: Eukaryota; Fungi; Ascomycota; Dothideomycetes; Botryosphaeriales; Botryosphaeriaceae. The record is from RefSeq and is a predicted model, not a curated record. The transcript has 2 exons.